AUUCAAAAUUUAAAAUACAACGUAAACAUUCAUUAUUUACAUAUUCGAACAAUAAUUAAUAAAUAGAACAUAGGGUAAUAUUUGUAAUAUUAAGGAAAUCGUGUAGAAAUGACGGUGUUAGUGCUUUCAUUCAAUACUUGAAUCAAUUAUUGCGUAUUAUUUUACAGUGUAAGUGAAUUAACCUUACCAGGCAACAAUACCACUUUGUAGACGAUGAUGAAUCAGCUGCAAAGCAACCUCAGAGACCAACUGGCCGAAGUGGAAAGCCUGCAGUCCGUGUUUUACAAGCCGGGCGAAAUCAAAGUGGAAGACUCCACCAUUUUGCGCGACAUUAACGAUUUCGUCGACGAAAAGAGCGCCAUGCCUCCGCCAUAUUUGGAUUUCGUGAUAAAUCUCGUUAUAGACGAUUUGAAAUUCGAGACCUGCGUAACUUUGUCGCACGAAUAUCCUCAAACCGAGCCCGAAAUAUUCGUCAGGAAUCACAAAUUAAACAGACAGCAGCACGUCCAGCUCAAUAAGGACCUCAACGAGUUCAUCUCCAGCCAAGAAAGGGGCGAGCCCUGCGUAUUUUCGGCGGUUUCCUGGCUGCAGGACAACGCUUCGGAGUACGUGCAAACCGUUAAAGAGGAGAAAUCGCAGGAUGCGCUGACGAGGAACGAGAAUUUGAUCAGAUAUUGGAUCUACUCGCAUCACAUCUACAGCAAAACCAAGAGGAAAGAAAUCGUCGAAUUGGCGCAACAGUUGAAAUUGACCGGUUUUUGCCUGCCAGGUAAGCCGGGCGUGAUCUGCAUAGAGGGCGCUUCCAGCGACGUGCUGGAUUGGUGGCAAACGAUAAAAUCGAUGACGUGGAAGAAGAUAUUCGUCAAAGUGGAAGAGGAAGAUAACGAAGAGGAGGGCGGGAAGUUUUCCAAAUUCGAGAAUUUCGAAGAGGUGUAUUUUCAAAACAGCGGCGUUAAAUUCAAUCACAUGGAUAUGGGGGAGUUUUACAGGUUCCUGGAUGUGCGGGGGUUGGGGUACAUUUUUAAAGACCUUUUCGGCGUUGAAACUAAGGCUAACUAAUUACUUGCUCUUGGUGAUUGCGGUUCACUGCGGAUGACCAAGUGCCAAUCUGGCAACGAUGCAAAUUGUACCGAUUG
Messenger RNA from Phyllotreta striolata, 1136 nucleotides. Lineage: Eukaryota; Metazoa; Arthropoda; Insecta; Coleoptera; Chrysomelidae. The record is from the annotation of a GenBank genome assembly.